Molecule: messenger RNA, 1657 nt
Organism: Coccidioides immitis RS
Lineage: Eukaryota; Fungi; Ascomycota; Eurotiomycetes; Onygenales; Onygenaceae
Exons: 1
Coding region: 559-1578 (339 amino acids)
Source: RefSeq, a predicted model, not a curated record
AGUAUUCUGACAAUCGACAUUGCCCUGUCCGCUCUCUGAUCUCUGCUCCUCGUUUUCAUCGCGUCUCACGCUAUUUGAUUGAUCUGUGUCGAUUGUGUCUCUCGGAAGGGUCACCUGGUCUUAGGCGCUGGGCCUUGUUACGCGAUGACCUGGUCUGAUCGUGGCAGCCAACAGCGGCUCCAGCUGAUCCGCCGUUGGGCAAACUUGACUCGCUGGGCUGUUUAGUUUGUUGACUAGUUGGACUCCAUCUGAAUGCGCCAAGAGCUGGCCGGCCGUGAUCAAGGUCCAUCCCCAGCCGCAAGGCAUAAAUAGCCGACGGGCAAGCUCCAGGGACUGGAGCUUUUCUGGUCGUCAAGCACGGCGUCAUGUUCGCACAUUCAUGUGCGGUUAUCUAGUUGACUCUAUAGUUAACUAGCUGUUUCCCCAGCACACAGAUCAUACCAUCGUCUUCCUACUUUUGAGUUCUGGUAUUAUAUACAUAACUGCUCUGUAGGGCUCUAAUUUCUUCCGCAUUGCGAAAGGAGCCCCGAUUGUCGAAGACCGUACCAAUUAUCCCAGAUGGAGGCUCUUUCUCAGCCCACCGGCUCGGUGAAAUCCGUAGUCGUCGAGGAGCCACCUCUUAAACCCCCUUUCUCGCGUGAAGCCGUGCCCAGCGACCUUGCAGUUCUUUCAGAAGUCAUGAGCUCACUCCCGACGAUUUCACGGACACGGCUCCACGAUGCAUUCCUCACCGAAACCGACGUAGCCAGCUAUCUCCAACGAGACUUGGAUCUUUCCCGUCUCAACAGGAUUCACAAUAUUCUCUGGAUGGCUGGGCGUCCCAUCAAUGCUCGUCCGUUACACCGCCAGCGGAUGAUGGGCCUCGAGAUCAUCCCUACAGAACAAUCCGACCUCCACCUCCUCAAAUUCUCAAACCAUCUUCUUGUGAAGCCUCUUCCAUCUUACCUACUUAACCACGAUUUCUGGACGAAACAUCUCUGUUCGUCCAAAGAGCUCCACGAGUCCGCAUCGGGCCUCCUAGUUUCCUAUAUAUGGCUCAUCUGCUCCCCUAUAGAUCUGAAAGUCGCGCAAGACCACCAGCUCCUCCCUUCCAACCUCGCCUGGACCUGGUGGAAAUCUUUUGUCGACGAUGUAUUCAAGCACAUCAACAUCAACGCUCUCGACACCGUCAAUAAACGAUAUCACUUCGGUGAACUUCGCCUUAACCGCAUAAACUCCAUCUACCGCGUCCGGUUCUUCUUCACGCACUUUAUCCGCGGCUACUUGUACGGAUACAACCGCUACACGGUCUUCUUCGAGCGCAAUUUUGGCUGGAUACUAGUGGUUUUUGUGUAUUUCUCGCUUGUGCUGUCUGCCAUGCAGGUGGCAAUGGAUGUUCCGGGCCUUCAGGAUAACACGGAUUUUGUGAAUGCGACGUACGGUUUCGUUAUCUUCUCGAUUGUAAUAGUUGCUUUCUUCUUGGGUUUGGUGGCGCUCAUUUUCACCUCGAUAUUCUUGUAUAAUAUGGGUGCGGCUAUAAGCGACGAUAGGGAGAAAAGAUUGCGGAGGGAGAAGCUGUCGAGGGAAAGGAUUAUAUAGUUCUCGGCCACUGGGGCUAUUUUUUCUACAUCUAAAACGCUGGAUAUAAUGGUUAACGACGCUUGGAUGAAAUGAUAUC